GCAAAUGUUGUGUUGUGAACGCCAUCUUGAAGCUGUACCAGGGAGAUAAGUAGGGGGUGAUCGAAAGAAAAUCGCAGUAAUUCCGUGCCAUCGAAGGCACUGCUUGGGAUAUUUCAUGUGCACAUGAAAGACGAUGGCUACGACGGAGAAUAAGUUGUCAACGACCGAAAGGGUCAUCAAAAGUGUGCCAUUUCCACCCAGCCAUAGGGUUACAAUGAGUGAGGCUUUUGAUGCAAAGGGCAAGCCACGACCAGAUGUUUUGAAACAGCAUUUUAUUUUGGAGGGUCGAGUCACCGAAGAUGUUGCUCUUCGCAUCAUUAAUGAAGGUGCAGCUCUUCUACGGCAAGAGAAGACAAUGAUUGACAUCGAGGCACCAGUAACAGUGUGUGGGGAUAUUCAUGGUCAGUUCUUUGACCUAAUGAAGCUUUUUGAAGUUGGAGGACCCCCAUCAGCAACACGUUACCUUUUCUUGGGUGACUAUGUAGACAGAGGAUACUUUAGCAUAGAGUGUGUUUUAUACCUAUGGGCAUUGAAAAUACUUUAUCCAACCACAUUCUUCCUUUUACGUGGCAACCAUGAAUGUAGGCAUCUAACAGAGUACUUCACAUUCAAGCAAGAAUGUAAAAUCAAGUAUACAGAAAGAGUUUAUGAUGCCUGUAUGGAGGCAUUUGACUGUCUGCCACUUGCAGCGUUAAUGAAUCAGCAGUUUCUCUGUGUGCAUGGAGGGCUUUCACCUGAAAUUCACACACUGGACGACAUAAGAAAAUUGGAUAGAUUCAAAGAGCCUCCAGCAUUUGGUCCAAUGUGUGACAUAUUAUGGUCAGAUCCAUUGGAAGACUUCGGCAAUGAAAAAUCCUCUGAACACUUCUCGCACAACACAGUUCGAGGUUGCUCAUACUUUUACAGCUAUGCAGCUUGUUGUGAUUUCUUGCAACAGAACAACCUGUUAUCCAUUAUAAGAGCACAUGAAGCACAGGAUGCUGGGUAUAGAAUGUACAGGAAAAGUCAAACAACAGGAUUUCCAUCCUUGAUAACAAUAUUUUCAGCACCAAACUAUUUGGAUGUGUAUAACAACAAAGCUGCAAUCCUCAAAUAUGAAAACAAUGUGAUGAACAUCCGACAGUUCAACUGUUCGCCACAUCCCUACUGGCUGCCUAAUUUCAUGGAUGUUUUCACAUGGUCCUUGCCAUUUGUUGGAGAGAAAGUGACAGAAAUGCUGGUUAACAUUUUGAACAUCUGCUCAGACGAUGAGCUGGUAUCAGAAGGUGACGCAGACUCUUUUGAAGGUGAUGCCGCUGUCAAGAGACUCGGUCGCACAAAUAAUGAGAUUAUUGCUGCAAGGAAAGAGGUGAUCAGAAAUAAAAUCAGAGCUAUUGGAAAGAUGGCCAGAGUCUUCACAGUUUUGCGUGAAGAGAGCGAGAGUGUGCUGCAGCUGAAGGGCCUCACCCCUAAUGGCCUCCUUCCCCUGGGAGCUCUUUCUGGUGGCAAAGAUACCUUGACCAGUGCACUCAGCGGCUUUUCCCCUUCACACAAAAUCAGUGGAUUUGAGGAAGCCAAAUGUCUGGACAAGAUGAACGAGCGCAUGCCACCCCGCAAAGACUCUGUGAACAAUACCAACAACAAAGAGCAUCAAAAGUCCUAACUGCUGCCAGCAGUGUGCUAGAUGUAUUCAUAACAUCCAGGCUUUCUUACUGGCUCUGGUGUUGUGGUCUUGGUCCCGUUAGACCAUCAUACGCCUACUUACCUUCCCUUGAUCUUUAUCCCCAAACAUGUCACCACUUGAUCUGCUGCAUUCCCCUCCUCCCCUCCACCCCCCACUUGAGAGAGUUUCCCCCUUUUUUUUUCCAGAUUCUUUUUGCUGCCUCUGCAUUCAUAAGUAAUGACUGGAACAAGUUACUGACAUUUUUAUCAUGCACGUUCUUGCUUUCUCUGUCACACAUGCAUGCAGAGCUCCAUACACACAUGCACAUGGACACAGAGCUUGGAUCUGACCAGAUUCUCUGUAAACACAGGAAGCUGGCUUCCUGCCCCCCUCCCCCACUCCCAAUAAUGUUCAUCUGCCAGGUGCACUUUUUUGGUUAUUUUUUCCUUUGACAUCCUGCUUACAAUAUAUUGUUAACCUCUAAGAUGGCAGUUUUACUUUCAUGAAUAUGUUCAUUGAUAAUUUUGUCCCCCUUUCAUGUGAUCUCAUCCUUUAACUACUGUAUGGUUUGUACAUUGAGUGCUUGUGAACUUGCAAAGUAACACUCAACAGUAAUGCAGUUAUUUUUUUAAAUUGUUUAAAAGAAAGGGUAUAAAAGAAUGAAUUUAAGUGUUCUCAAUGGUGUUUUUCUGUCUCUUCAUGUUACACAUUGUCAGAUGUUGUUAGAUCAGCAAAAUAACAACACAUCCUAACACUAUCCCACUUUUCUAGUCAGCAGUGUCACAGUAAGCAUAAAGAUUCAUGUUAUUUCCCAAAUAGACUGUUGAUACUUGAAGAUAAUUCAGCAGGAUGAUGAUGUGCAGCAAAACCCAAGUGACAUCACUUGGAUCAUUUUGCACUUGUAUCUCAAACGUGUGAUGCACAGCAUUAGCUGUUGAGUUGGGCAGACUGUUACGAGAGAUUUUAUUUCCACUGUUACUCCCAGUAAAUGCAUGUAUUGCCUAUUGAAGUGUUGAUCAUGACCUUACAAGGAGGAGCACAGUAAAGAGUAGUUGUGGAAAGCAAACUGUUUGGUAUAUUUCAUGGGUAUAUAGGAGUGGUCUCAUUGGCAAGACAGUGUGCGCUAUUUCUUGGCAUUUCUCAACAUUUAAUGUAACAAGAUUUGUGGAUUUUGCCCAGUUUGUCUUUGCAAAUGGGUGUCUCCCAUCCUCUAAGAAUGCUGCUCAUAAUAAAAAAAGAUUUGCAGGGCAUUCAUCACUAAAAGUAGAGAGGUUGCUUGCCUUAUGCAGAAAAGCUGCCAUAAAACAAUUGCCUGCUGUUAAUUAAAUUACAAUGAGAGGAGUUUUAAACCUUGAAACCAGGCUUCAUUAUAUUGGUUAUUGAAGCAGAAGUUGAUGGAGAGUACAUGGCAACAGAAAUGCUGGCUGGAGUCUGAGAGUAUAGACUUGAAUCCUCUGCAUCUCCUCAUUUUCAAAUAAAAAUAAAGAGGAGGAAAAACAUAAAUCAGAAGCUUUAGAAAUGGUUGCUUUGAAAGUGGACCGGCUGUGUUGGCCUUCACCAUAUGCGAAGAUAUCUCUCCAGUUACGCCCACUCCCCCACUUCUUCUCUCCCUUUCAUGUACAGCUGGCUGACCUUUUCAAAAUAAAGUUUUGUUGAAUUUUGUUUGUUUUGUGUUUUCUUUGCAAUGUCUGCUUCUUGUUUCAUUUUUCACAGUAAAACAUGCAGAUAUUUGCAAAAAAAAAAAAAAAAAAAAAAAAAAAAGCUUUUCUUGAUAAAUGGAGAAAGAAACUUUCAGUGUAUUUUCUUAGGCUUGAUUGUAUUAUUGGCAUUCUACACAUCAGUGGUUGAUGUAAAAAUUUUUUUAAAUUACACUUGUGCACACCUUUGAUGGUACUAGCACUUAACAUAAAACUAGGAAUACUUAUUUUAUACUGGUGUAUGAUGUUGAAACCCCUUCCUUUCGUGUGGAAAACACUCAUCCCCCAUGGUAGGUGAUAAGGGGUAUGAGAAGUGUCAAUCUGAAGAGCUCAAGAAGCAGCUUAGUUUAUUUGAAUGUGUACCCAAGGUAUUUGUGUGGUUCCCACUCCCAAUGACAUUCCUCUGCUCAUGUGACUUUGCCAAUGAUCUGCACUACUCAGUCUGCAGUUUGGUUUUAGUACCUCAUUCAAUGCCUUCUGGUGUUUACAACACACACGUUUUCUUCUUUUGUACUUGUCAGAUUGAGCUUUGGGCAGUUGUUCUUGUUGACUUAAUUUUUCCUGCUUUAAAGAGAUGGAGAAGAUUGUAGGCAUAUUUGUGUGUGUAUAUUGGGAGUGAAUGCGUGAUGCAUGCACGCGUAAGUGUGCAUACCCACUUAAUCCUUUGCUCACCACAUUUUCCAUUUUGUGUGCAUUCAUGUAUGUUUGUAGGUGUGUUGAUGAGAGAGAAGCUCAUUCACUGUGAAUACUAGUUCCUGAUUAUGGCUAUGAUGUCUUUGAUAUUCACCCCUUCAACACCCACUAUAUAAUUUAGCAUUUGUGUUGUGUAUCUAUAUGUCAGGAUGGAGGUAUGAAAGCAUAUCUGCUGUAAGGUAGCAAAGGAUAAGAUGCAUUGUAGCUGUGUUACUUCACAGCUCUGAGCAGUCUGUAGCCCUAUUGAUGAACAAGUAAAUGUUUAGUUCACUAGUGAUAUCCUUCAGUUUCUUUUCUUUUCGCUGUUUUAUCUCAGUUCCUUUAAAUGUCUCCUGUACCUAGUAGCUAACAUACAUCUAUCCUCUCAGUGAUAGUAUUUUCAGGUGGUAGUUUUUACUGAAAUGCAUUGUUAUGACAGACAUUCAGCAUGUAUUGCUUAAGGUACCAUUAAUUGAAAUAUUCAUUUUUGAUUAAUAUUUUGUAAGUCUACAUUUGCUUGUUGGAAUUUUGUGUGCAAUAUUUAUACGUGUAUGAAUUAUGAAUGAAAAUUUAGAUUCAGGUCCUUUUUUUUUUUAAUUUUUGGUACUAAACAUUUGUGAAAAGAGGUCCUUCAUGUCUGAUUGUUUUUAAAACAUAUGUCCAAGAACAGUUUAAUUGGUUUUCGCAACCUUACAAAGAACAAAUACUUUUGAGAAAAUGCUUAAAAUCUCUUCACAGCAAUUGCUUUUACCUGUCAAUAUACCUUAGAGCUUUAUGGUGCAAACAUUUUACAAAAGUUGAAUAUUAAUAUUAUUUGAAAAGUUUACAGAAUAUAAAUACGCCAAUGUAUGCACAUACUAUGUGCUGUAAUUGAUGCUCUGUAGAAAAUAGCACUGCAUUAGUCAGAAUGUACAUUUUUCUGUUUUCUUAUCAGACGAAAUGUUUUUUUUUUAAUACAUGAUCAUGAACAAAAUGAAAUUUGUUGUUAUAGCUCUAGAAGAUUACCAGCAUGGAGUCAAGAAUGCAUUAAAUCGGCAUGAGAAGGUUAAAUGAAGCUGACAAGUCCUUUUUGGCUGUUUAAUUCAUUUUCAGAUGGUGUAGCUCACAAAGCGUGCACCAAUACACUAUAAAAUUGCACUGCAUACCAAGAUUCGUGCUGACACCUGGUCGGUUUAGCACCAGAGUUUUCUUAGUUUAUAAACUUGGUCCAUGGUCAUUAGCAGUUUGCCAUUCUGACAACUUCAGGCUUUGUCAGUAGUCUACCAACAUCUGUCAAGCUUAUAGACACAUCUGAAGCACUUCCCCAACAUUAUCAGCAUGAGGUUCACAGGCCUUAAUUGUGGAAUAUAUAAUUAUGUUAGGCACAUUUUUGCAUUUUUUGUAAAAUGUGCCAUAGUUACAUAUUUACAUAUUCAGCUUAAGAAGGCCUCAGUCCAUUCUGCUGUCGGGUUCUUUUGCUCUAGUCUCAUUGAACAUUAGUGUCCUCACUGCCUUGAGUAAGAGGCUCUUGCAGUCUGGUUGAAAUAGUGUCACCAGACAUGACAGAUAGGAAUGUUUCUAGAUUUCCUGAUCAGUCAAGUAAUUGUUUCUGUAACAACUGUGAUGACUUAGAGAUCCCAUCACCCACCCACGUCCCCUCAUAAAAAGGACAUGGCUUUAAAGGAAAUAGUGCUGUGUUACUGUACAGUGUUGCCUUAAAGGCAUCGAAAGGUUGGGUGUUGAAAAACUCCUUUGUUUUGCUAAAUACUUUCAGUUCUGUCUUGAUGCAGGAUAAAAUAGUCAUGGUAUAUACAUGUACCAAUAAUUUUUACAUGGCUUUUUUUCUAAUACAGGUUAUAUUUCCUUCAUUUAGUUUUGUAUCUUUCUGUCCUCCAUGACUAAUUUUUUAUGUUGGAAGAGCCUGAGUAGUGACUUCUUUUGAAAAGAAAAGCUUUCUAAAAAUUUGUGUAGCUGUGGAAUUGUGCAAGUGUAUUACUGGUAGAUAAGAACCUGUUUCCAGUCAUCUGUUGAAAGGGAGUUCUUAUUCUCUCUUCUACAUAUUAUUGUAGGUUAUUUCCUAUCUGGUUGUUUGUCAACGAACUUCUGCACUCUGAAAACUCUUUGCUUCUAAAAUCAUCGCCAUGGCGCUUAUAUUCCUGUGAAACUCUAUUACCUGCCCACAAGACAUGAAACCCACAGACUUCCAGCAAGUUCAUGUUACCCUGCUUGACAUCAUAUUACUGAAGUAUUCAUUCAGUUCUGUUUUGAAACCAGAAGGGCUGCACAUUAUCAGUAAAACAUUCCCCUAAUUUACUGCUUCUGGCUGUGAUUGUUUUCAUUUUCCUACCCACCUGACGAACCUUGAUGUGUUCUGCCAGCAUCUUCCUUUAGCUCCAUUACUUGUGGUUGUGGUCAGCCAACACAUAGCCUACCUGCGUAUCAUUUUCUUUAUCUCAUCCGAGCUCUUGAUAAUUCAUUUUCUUCAAAGGGGAGGGGGACUGGGAUUUAAAUGUUUUGAUUUCUUUCAUUUGAAUGGAAGCAUAACAUAAUCAUCUAGAGAGUUUUCUCCCCGACUUCUAUUUUAAUACCUUCCCAGUCCAUACACUUCACGUUGGCAUUCGAUGGACUUGUGUGUGAUGGGUGUUGCCAAGUUAAUGUAGUGUAGCACCCCUUUCCUAGACUAGUGCAGCAAUCCUCCGAUUGGGAGUCUCGCGGCCUGGUCUGUGUUUUGUCAUUUGUUCUUGCACAGGGAAUAAUGUCAAACUCAGUACUUGCUUUUUUGUACAAAACUUUGUAGUUGGUGCACCAUUAUGUAACAUUGGCCUUGUAUAGACUUUUUUAAAUUAUAUUAUUAACUUCUAUGUUUACAACAAAUUACCUUUUCCAUGAAAUUGUCAAUUUGUCAUACGUUGUAAAUCAUGCAUGUAUCCAAAGUGUAAAAUUUUCUGUGUUGAAUUUAAAUUAAAUCACUUGUUUCUUU
Molecule: messenger RNA, 6970 nt
Organism: Pomacea canaliculata
Lineage: Eukaryota; Metazoa; Mollusca; Gastropoda; Architaenioglossa; Ampullariidae
Product: serine/threonine-protein phosphatase 2B catalytic subunit alpha isoform-like
Exons: 14
Coding region: 134-1642 (502 amino acids)
Biological process (GO): calcineurin-mediated signaling
Cellular component (GO): cytoplasm; calcineurin complex
Molecular function (GO): calmodulin-dependent protein phosphatase activity; calmodulin binding
Source: RefSeq, a predicted model, not a curated record